Acytostelium subglobosum LB1 is the source of this 1599-nucleotide messenger RNA. RefSeq lists its product as hypothetical. The record is from RefSeq and is a predicted model, not a curated record. Gene Ontology annotation, biological process: regulation of MAPK cascade; intracellular signal transduction; protein phosphorylation. Bases 1 to 1599 code for a protein of 532 amino acids. NCBI's taxonomy places the organism in Eukaryota, Evosea, Eumycetozoa, Acytosteliales, Acytosteliaceae. The transcript is spliced from 2 exons. Gene Ontology annotation, molecular function: ATP binding; protein serine/threonine kinase activity. Gene Ontology annotation, cellular component: cytoplasm.
AUGAAGAGUCUGUUAAAGAAAGCAAAGAACUUGUUCUCAUCACCACAUCAACAGCAUCAACAACAUGAUGAAUUACAACAGGAUGAACAUAAUAUUGCUGGUGAUGGAGCAGUCAAUAAUAAUAACCCAGAGCAACAACAUUCGAAUGAUUCUUCUACAAAGUCAUUGACCGAUCCAAUACAACAACAUGACGAGGGCAAGACGACACCGCCCGACAAUGGUGGAUUCAUUGCAACUUGCGAAGUGGAGAACAGUCACAGUGGAAGCGGCGGCGAGAAGCACGCCAACAGCACAGCGUCACCAACGCCGGCUACGGCACCCGCCGCCACAGCACCCGCAUCGGGCGCACGCGACAACAGCAAGCCCGCACCCAAGCACAAGCCCUCACUGCUCAACUUCAACCUGAGCGGCAAGAAGGACAAGGAAAAGGAGCCGGUCAAGCCGGCCGCCAUGCCCAAGUCGACGACGCCCGACUCCAAGAAGGAGGAGGAGCGUGUGCCAGAUGCUCGCGAGAUCAUAUAUAUCAAGGGUCUGGAGGACCUGCCCGACGACUGCCUGAAGCUGGUCAAGCUGUCGGGUCUGUCCGAGGAGAAGAUGGUCAAGAACAUGCAGGUGCUGCUGCACGUGCUCUACUUCCGCACUGGCAAGAACAUUCGUAUGGAGGGCGAGCCACCUCGCGAGCCCCGCAAGAAGUUUGUCUCGGAGCGAUUCAAUGACGGCGAGACGCUGCUGGUGCCCGUCGAGCCGGGCCAGCUAAAGAAGCUGUACAAGGACCCGGACCAGGUGGGCAAGGGUGGCUUUGGUACCGUUUACUUUGCCCGCUCCACCAAGGAGAAGAAGAUGGUGGCAAUCAAGAAGAUGCCUCAUGUGACCAAGCGUCAGAUCCAACAAAACUUCCGCGAGGCUUCAAUACUGGCCAAGUGCAAUCAUCCAAAUAUUGUCAAGCUCAUUACCUGCCAUUUGGACAAGGAUCAGAACCUCUGGCUGAUAAUGGAGUUUAUGGAGGGUGGAACGUUCGAGGAGGCUGCUCGCGCAUGGCGAUUCAACGAGAACAACCUGGCCUACAUUGCACGUGAGCUCCUCAAGGGACUGCAGUACCUGCAUGAGAAUGGCAUGGUUCACAGAGACCUAAAGAGCGCAAACAUUAUGAUGUCUGUCGAGGGCAAGAUUAAGUUAAUUGACUUUGGACUGUGCGAGGAUGUGUCGACUUCCAGCCCGUGCCACAUGGUUGGCUCACCAUUUUGGAUGGCGCCAGAGAUGAUAUUGGGCAAGCCUCAUAAUACAGCAGUGGACAUAUGGAGUUUUGCAGUAUCAUUGUUGGAGAUGGCCAAUCAGAGGCCGCCAAUGAUGGAGUCGGCUGUCAAGGCCAUGUUCACAGUCGCCACAGAGGGAUCGACAGGCUUUGACGAGCCAGAGCUCUGGUCCAACACAUUCAAGGAUUUCUUGUCGAAAUGCCUGAAACUGGACCCAGCUGAGCGUGCCACCGCCGUCGAUCUCCUAAAGCAUCCCUUCAUCAAGAAGGCUGACUCACGCGACAACAUGGAAGGCAUUCUCAAGAAGAUCUUCCUUACCAAUUCACUCAUGAACUCUGGAUUCUAA